Molecule: messenger RNA, 636 nt
Organism: Ogataea haglerorum
Lineage: Eukaryota; Fungi; Ascomycota; Pichiomycetes; Pichiales; Pichiaceae
Exons: 1
Coding region: 1-636 (211 amino acids)
Cellular component (GO): mitochondrion
Source: RefSeq, a predicted model, not a curated record
AUGUUACGAAACAGACUCGGCAUCACAAACAUUCUACACGCCAACUCGAACAGGUGCUUUUCCUCUAGCGUGUCACGAACGCUCAUAUACAAAUCGCAGCCAAAAGUACCCAAGCCAGCACUCGAGUCAGAGCAAGCAAGUAGUCCAGUGGCAGAUGCCAAAGACGCAGACAGACUGGCCAGACUUGAGCAGAGUAGAUGGUACAAAUGGACGCCCAGGAUCCUCAAGCCUUAUGCCCGAAGCAUGACCAUGCGUCCGCUGGGUUUUGGUAUUAGUUUCGCAAUACUCCACGAGAUCACUGCUGUAGUGCCAUUUUUGGGACUGUGGUGGUUUUUUCUCCACUACAAUUGGGUCCCGUUGAACGUGCCGCAAGAUCUAUUGGCGAGAGGUGCUGAGGUGCUGUCGAAAGGGCUUAUAAAUCUGGACGUAGAUCUGGUGGAAAAGACCAAGAUCGUGACUGCGGGAGCCAAUGCCUACGCCGCUACUAAGCUGCUUGUGCCGGUGAGACUGCCGGUCUGUUUCGCGCUAGCUCCCUUAUUCGACAGAUGGUGCGUCAGACCUAUUCAGAUGGCUUGGAGAAGACGGAAAGAGCGCGCCAAGGCCAAGCGGGCAGCUAACAAAGCUAGUCGUAAAUAA